Messenger RNA from Camellia sinensis, 1917 nucleotides. RefSeq lists its product as uncharacterized. Gene Ontology annotation, molecular function: ubiquitin-protein transferase activity. Gene Ontology annotation, cellular component: membrane. Lineage: Eukaryota; Viridiplantae; Streptophyta; Magnoliopsida; Ericales; Theaceae. Gene Ontology annotation, biological process: protein ubiquitination. The record is from RefSeq and is a predicted model, not a curated record.
AAUGCAGGGUGAGUUUAUUGGGAUUUGAUUACCCACAUUCUUAGCAAAAGAGCAGGGAUCGGAUAAAGGGUUGGCUUGACUAUUAUUUUUCUGUGCAUUUCUUUUUUAAUGAGAACAAUUAGUUGUGUAAUUUGAAGGAUGGGGGAUCAUUUUGAGCUUCUGGUGGAUCGGUUGCUCACUCAAUCCACCCUUGAAGCUGCUAUUGAGAGCAAAAAACAGUUGCAGCAUGACAUUCUAUCGGCAAGUGAAGAUAUGAUGAAUGGUUUUUCUUCUCAUAGGAUGGAUGCUGAUAGUGGAUCAUCACCGAGGAAAUUGGUUUUGUGUAGAAUUUGCCACAAUGAGGAUGAAGAUUCAAAUAUGGAGAUUCCUUGUUCAUGCUGUGACACUUUAAAGGAAGCACGUAAUGUCUCUCAUUUCGCGUCAAACCAAGAAAAUGAACUACCGCAACUGCAGCCUCCGCUACAUCUCAUUCAUACAUAGUAAUUUCUGCAAGAAAGAGUUGAAAACAGCAGUGCAACUUGUGGUUUUCUAUUAGAUGCAAAAAAAUAGAAGUGAUUGCAAAGGUCCAGAUGGUGAUGUGGAACAUAUGUAGUCUUGCUUCAAAAAUGCUAUGUGUAAUGAGUUGUAAGAUCUGUACUUAUCACUGGCAAAAAAACAAACAAACAAACUUGGCCUGGAUUUGCAGCUUCCUGCAAACAUGAGAAUAUAAAUAACAUAUUGGCAGUUUCUCCUCUUUCCAUAGGUGGCAUUUUUUCCGUUUGUGAAUUGAUUGAAAUUUGCCUGCAGCAAUACUUUCUUUUCCUUGCCUUUUAAUUUUUAAGGCAACUUUUGUAGUGUAAACCCUCAAAAUAUACGAUACAAUGUAGUUGAAAAUGAGUCAAAAUGAACUAAGCUACUCAAGUUAUUUUUAAGGUAAAUUUGUUUUAUAAACAAGCUAAACUUGACAUUUUAAAACUUGUUAAAGUUUUCAAGCUUUGAAAAUGAUCUACUAUUCUAUUUAGUGACUUGAUCAUAUGCGUCACAAUAAAUCAAGCUAUACUUAUCUUGUACUACUAUAUUUAGUAAAUCAUAUGCAUCAUAAUAUAUCAAUCUAUACUCGACCUCAACUCGAGAUCACAUUUUGAAGCUUUUGAGACUUGUUAAGUUUUCAAAUCAAUCUUCGGCAUCCUACUACUCAACUCAUUUACAACACUCAUUACAGAAUUGCACUCUCCCCCAAACCAAACCAAGCCUUAAGUCUCAUCAAAUGGGGUUAGUUGCAUGAAUCAUUUUUCUCCACUCUAUUCAAGGCCAUUUCGUUAGUCAAAUUAAGGAGAUUCAUAAAUCUAUUUACUAUACUAAUCCACAUUAAUUUAGGUCUACCCGUUUCUUCUAACACUACCAUCUACUGCAUCGCAUUUUUUCACUAUUGCCUCUCAUGAUCUGAUCAUCUCUCUUAGUCUAAUCAUCUAAUUCUAUUUGAGAGGCAUAUGCACUAAUAAUGUUCCCUAUUCUCUCCAAUAACUAAUUUAAAUAACAUAAUCCUAUCACAUUUCCUAAUGACUGCAGAUUUUCUAAAAGACUCUUGGCAACUAUUAUUUCUACCUCAUUCUUGUGUCUAUCCUUUCCAUUAUAAAUUCACAUGUAACCAUCAAUUUGCUAAAUGUAGUAGAAAAUAAGCCGCUCACUGUCAAAAAACCACUUCAAUUUGCAAGAGAAAGGGGCAUCCAAUUAAUACAAAUAAACUGCAAAAAUUCUCCAGAUUAAAGCAAAUAUGAAAGCAACAAAAGGGCAACCACACUACAGACCAUAACAACCACUAGUUCCAGGCAUACUACCACUAUUUACUACAGACCAUAACAACCACUACCACUAUUUACUAUACCAAUACCACCAGAUUACCACUUUAUUGGGAGGUUUCUACAGCUGUUGGCACGU